CGUCUUCUAUUGUCUCUCCUCAGUCCUAAAGACGGAUUAGGGUUUCGAAAUUUUGGCAGUAGGGAGAGAUGGAGAAGCCUGGCAGUAUGAGAACCGUGGGUGGAGGGAUCGAAGAGAACAUAUUGGCAAUCCUCGACUCUUCUGAAGCUAAAGACACUCUGGACGCCUUCGAGGAUAGAAUCGCUUUUAUCGAAGCUGUUCGUGCUGCUUCCAUUGUAGCAAAAAAUGGAACUCCACCUACCUAUAAAAUGUAUGAGGCAAUCUUCUCCAUCUUGAGGAUUGGAAAGUCUCUAGAAUUGACUAUGGCAAGUUUUCAGCUUUUGAAUGAGUUAGAUAAGCGUUUCCCUCGGGUAAAUUCUUCUGAUGUGGAUAUAUCAAAUUCAUCAAGCAGUGUGCCCGAACUAAUCAUGGUUCAAGAGGUUUGGUUUCCAUUCGUUUUCAGCUCCGAAAAUGCUAGCAGUGAGAGGGGAGCUGCAAAUAACUCAGAGGGACCAGUUGACUCAUCAGGUUUCCAACUUUUGAUACAAGACCUUGCUGACGCAACCGAUGAAGGAAACUUACGAGCAUCAGAAACAAAGUCCUUAGCAAACAUGCUAUUGUUUCAAUACCUAGUUAACGUUUUUGAAGGAGAUUUUCGACCACGUAACAGUGUCUAUGAAGAUACCAUGAACUGGGUAGUUCUGAGAGAGUCUUUAUUGAACAUGCUUCUGGUGUCAAGAAAAGUAAACUACAAAAGCUUGAUGAAGGAUUGCUUGACCAUUAUGUGUAAACUCUAUCAAAACUGUACUGGAUUCACCGACGAUCUGAUAUGUUCAGAGAAUUCUGCGGCACAACCAGCUGAAAAUUUUGAUACUGCUGCUGCAAUUUCUUUACUUGAGGUAGGAAAGCAUACCUGCAUAGCCAUGCAGAAGUUUCUAAUAAUGAUAAUGGAGCUUGAUGUGUCCAAGAAGAGUGCAGAGAUGCAAGGUUCUACUACCCGAGCUGAUGGCGUCAGAACUCCUCUGGUGGAGAUAAUUCUGGACGAGCUAACAUACAAUAGAGAUAUUCUUUCCCCAUUUCUUCAGGUUUUCAAUGAACCUAAAUGGAAGCUUGAGGUAGUUGUGCAGUACUUGUGGAAAUACAUUGGUAAGCCUUCUGUUCGCACUCGUAGGUCAAAUAGUCCGACGGACGAUGCAUCAUUCAGUGGAGCAUUGAAGUGCUUUUCAAAUAUCACCAGCACAAGAAGUACCUUAAAAAAGAUUAGGACAGAAGUAGUUCAGUUGUUGUUAGCACAUGGCUUUCAGGCUCAUUUGUCGCUACCAAGUGAGCAGCAUCCUGUUGAAGAC
Messenger RNA from Prunus avium (sweet cherry), 1325 nucleotides. The record is from RefSeq and is a predicted model, not a curated record. NCBI's taxonomy places the organism in Eukaryota, Viridiplantae, Streptophyta, Magnoliopsida, Rosales, Rosaceae.